Oikopleura dioica is the source of this 1551-nucleotide messenger RNA. Lineage: Eukaryota; Metazoa; Chordata; Appendicularia; Copelata; Oikopleuridae. The record is from the annotation of a GenBank genome assembly.
AUGACAAUCGUAACGGAAUGUUCUGUCUGCACUGAUGAGCUGACCAACGAAUGCGCCAUCUCAGCAUGCCCCUGUGGCCAUACUUUCCACCGAGCGUGCUUAGAUGAGUGGCUCAAGCAGUGCAGAAAUCAACCAAUUUGCCCGACAUGUCGCUCGAAAGCGAACAGGUCUUCAAUUGUUAAACAGCUCUAUUUUGCGAUUCCCAACAACACAACUCUAAGCGAAAGCCCUUCUAAAGACAGCUCCCGCCUGCGAAACAGAAUCUCCGCUUUGGAGGCUCAAGUGCUCGAGGAACAAAGAUCGAAGCGCGAGAACGAGGGAAAAGUACAGUCGCUGACGGAAGAAGUGACCAAACUCAAAAAAUCACGCGACAAGUUGAAGAACAAAGAAAAGGCUGACAGUACGCGUCUCAGCGCAUUGAAGAUGAAAUGCGAUCACAUCGCUGCAGAAGCUAAUGAAUUACGCUGCGACCUGGCGACUGUUCAGAGCAAGUACGACAAGGUCAAGGAGCUGGAAAGCGACAUUAGGAUCGUCGACAGAGUCAAGAACUUGAGACAGUGUACUACAGAUGAUCCGUCUUGGAUUCAAGGUCUACAGAGCCGCGCGGACAUCAACGAAACAUUCAAAUAUGCGACCAUGAUCCAGAAAGAGUACACCCGUCUACUUGCAGAACAUGAAAAGAGAAACUCUAGAAUCACCAAUUUGGAGAGGGACUUGCGCAGGGAAAAGAUGCGUGUCGAAAAUCUCAAAGAGGAUAACCAACUGCUAAUAAGACAAAAAGAAAGCGCCCAAGAAGAGAUCACCGCGAUUAGAAUGAAGUUCGAUCUUGCAAAAAGAGCGAACCCAGAGUCGGAGACUUUUGUGCGCAUCUGUACCGAGUCGCCUUUGUCGGAUGAUUUGCUGGCCAAACUCAAGAAGCGAAAAAGCGACGCUGGCAGCUCGAGUUGCAUCGAUUUGACAACGCCGCCGAUGAAGAAGCAGAAAACGACGCCGUAUGGAAGCUGCUCCUCGACUUUUUGCGACAGCUCCCUCUUCAACGAUGCACUUGCGUUGACGGAAAGCAACACGCCGAAUCUUCCGGAAAAAGCGACGCAGAAAACCGACUUAAAAAGCCGAAUGCAGCGGCUGGAAGCGAUAAAGAUUGCCAACGAAAGUGAUGGAGACAUGGAAGACGACGACUUGGACGAUGAGAGCUCCUACAGUCCAAUUAUUCAACGCUCUUCAGCUAGACCAGUCGAAGCAAGAAACAAGAGUCCUGAAAAACCCCCGCCAAUUCACUCAAGUCCUCCAUCAGUCUUCGCUCGCGUCAAAGUAAAAACCGUCCCACAGCGCUCGCCAAAGAAGAAAACUAGAAGCGAACAAGACUCGAGCUCGCUGGACGUUUCAAAACUCGUUGCUCAAUCGAACCUCUUCAAGAAAGAACGGACGAACCGCGGAAACAGACCCUUCAAUCGCCUUGGCGGCUCCUCAAAAGCGAAUCCGAUCAAACUCAAGUCGUCCACGCGCAAGCCAAAUAUUCGUGACUUCUUCGCCAACACCAAAAUGUCCUGA